ACUGAAUAAUUGUAGAGGCUGUGACGCCUUUAUUGGUGUAAAUUACAGGUUAUCUGAGUAAUUUUGUUUAAAUUUUAUUUUAUUAUCUAUUUCUGUUGGUACUUUCAAUUUUUGUUUCAACUCAAUUAUUAACAUUACCUAUUCAAUGUUGAAUAGUUCAAAACAGAAAUACAAUACUCAUACAUUUCUUAAAUAGUCGCCAACUAUCUGUCAAGCAGGAGCUGUGUACGGUUCAUUUGAGAAUAGAUCAACAUUUCAUUUGGACUAGGUACAAUGUUCAAUAAUAUGAAGAACAAGAUAAGGGAGAAAACGGGCAGUGAACUUCCGAAAUUCUCGCUGGGUCAAAUCCAGCAAAAAGUGGGCCUGGGUCGGCACUCGAGGCAGGGCUCCGAGACCAGUCUGAGCAGCUUUGCGCCGGAUGACGAACAUCCCCCACCCCCGCUCCCGCCCCCUCCCACUCUGCACGAGGACCCCCCACUUGCCUUGAAGCCCGACAACAAUGAAUUGGUACUCGCCGAUGGAAAGAGUCUUACUCCAAAAGAUUUGACUCGAUUAGCUAAACGUGAAGACGAAUGGCGAAGUCGACUGGAAAGGAGAGACGCGGAAUGGACAACGAAACUGGAAAGGCGUGAAGCCGAAUUGACGAGACUGCUUGAAGAAAAAGAAAGAGAAUGGAGAAAACAAGAGCAGUCUCUAACGGAGGACCUGUUACGAUCCACAAGGGAACUCAAGGAUGCUCUCAAAAUGGCUGAAGAAUGUAAGCGAAAAAUGAAUCAGCAUCAAGAAGAUAAAGAUCAACUUGAGGGGUUUCAAAACCAGGAAUUGGCUAAAAUAAAGCAUUUGCUCCUCCAAAAAGAGCAAGAAAAUGCCGAAAAUGGAUCCGCAUUGAAAGAAGCAACUGCCCUGGUUGAAAGCUUGAAGCAAGAAGUAAACAGGUUGAGGCCUUUCGAAGAGCAAGUCAGUAAUUUCCAGGAUGACAUGGAGUGCCUGCGGCAUUCGUCGGACAAGGAGCGGUGGCUGCUGUCCAGUCGGCUGGCGCAGGCCGAGGAGACGGUGCGUCACCUGAGGGACCGCGUCGCCGUGCUCACCUGUCGCAGCGAGGCCGAGUGCGUCGCGCUCGGCGCCACACUCUCCUCCGACGAGCGCGUUCAAGCUCUGUUGGGUGAAAGAGCUCUCUUGGAACGAAGACUUGAAGAAGCACAUGUCCAUCUCUCAGACAUCAAAGCUUCCUGGAGUGGACAAAUAUCUGCUUUGGAAACUCAGGUUGGGCGAUUGAGCCGGCAGGCAGGUGAAGAAGGUGUUGAGCGAAGAAGAGCCGAACAAAAGAUAAUGGAGCUGGAAGCCAGAUUGGAGGAGGAGCAAAAGGAGAAGCAGAAGCUGGUGGGCAAAUUGGAGCGAACAGCCUCUGAGCGGGACAAUCUCGCCCAAGAACUGAAAAAUGUUGCCCAACAUGUUGCAAUCACAAAAAGUGAGAAUAUCGAUCUUGGCGAAAAAGUGAUUGAUGCAGAGAAAAAAUAUCAGGAAUGCUUAGCAGAGAAUGAAAGGCUGUCACAAGAGUUGAUGGAUGAAAGGCGAAACUCAAAGGAAUCAAUGAGUGGAUCUGCUAAUAACGAUCUCCUUGUUGAACAAUUGGCCCAAAUAACAAAAGAACUUGAAACCCUGAAAGAGAAAAAUGGAGAAUUGGAAAAAGCAGCGCAAACGAUCCGAGAAGAAAGAGAUAAGAUUUCCCUGAAAACUACACAGAUGUCAGAAGAACUUAAAACUGCCAAUCAACAAUUAGAAGUAAAACAACAGGAGUAUAAUAAUCUCCACUUGAAAAUGUCCGAACAGCUCUCCAAAGAAGCGCAGGAGAGAGAAGCUCAUGCUGCAGUUUCCAAAGAGAAUGAGAAUAGUUUUUCACAUCUCGAGAAAGAACUGCAAGCUACAAUAUCCGAUCUACAAGAUCAGUUGGGUGACAAGAAUAAGAUGAUACGAGUUCUUCAGCAGAGAAUAGCUGAUAUGAAAAAGACUUUGCAACGUGAAUUGAAAUCGUCUGAUCCGGGAGGGGGAGGAGUCACGAACAAUGUCAAUUCAAACUUGAGUUCUGGCGAGCAAAAUCAUAUUUCAAAUUCAAAUCAGAACUCUGGAUCCGUUCCUUUUGACAACGAUGUGAAUUUCAAGUACCUUAAACAUGUUCUUAUCAAGUUUCUGACUUGUAGAGAGUACGAGGCACAACAUUUGACACGGGCUGUAGCAACAUUGCUUAAGUUCUCGCCGGAAGAGGAGCGGUUGCUGCGAGACACGUUGGAGUGGAAGAUGUCGUGGUUCGGCUCGCGGCCUCGGCUGCCCACUGGCAAAUCACUCUCUCACAGCUGAUCGUCGCUCAACCCCUAGUGUUCCUGUCCCCUGUUCCCUUCCAAAGUACGAAUGCUGCCACGCCAAAAUGUAUUAUGCAGUUGUAGAGUUAUUAUGAAAAAAACAUAACACUUUCUGUUCACCACAUGAGGGAAGAAUUGGAAUAUUGAAUUCUUCAAUUUUCUCAGUCAUUGUUAUGGUAUUUCACAGAUUGUUAUUAUCUGAUACUUUCUUGCCAAGUAAAAAUGGUAAUGAACCACAUUAUAGUGUAUA
This is a messenger RNA of Nilaparvata lugens (brown planthopper), 2607 nucleotides long. RefSeq names its product golgin subfamily A member 1 (gene Golgin97). Bases 274 to 2355 code for a protein of 693 amino acids. The transcript is spliced from 13 exons. Gene Ontology annotation, cellular component: Golgi apparatus. The record is from RefSeq and is a predicted model, not a curated record. Lineage: Eukaryota; Metazoa; Arthropoda; Insecta; Hemiptera; Delphacidae.